GUGGUGCCCAAGCACGAAGCAGAGCGCAAGUGGUGCCGAAGGAAACCGGUGGUCCUCCGCCCGCCGCGCAGGAUCCCGUCCGUGUACGACGCGACGGUUCAGUCGCGGUCCCGUGUUCGGCGCACGAGUGCACCUUGCUCGGGACGGUAGCGGGAUCGUACGAGGGCGCCGGGUUUCCAGAUCGCGAGUAAGGAAGAUGGCUGAGGAACAGCCGAAGUACAAAUUGAUCUACUUCAAUGCACGAGGUCGUGCCGAGCAUAUUCGCUACAUAUUCGCCUACGCGGGCAUCGACUAUAUCGACGAAAGGAUCUCCAACGACCGCUGGCCUGAGCUUAAGAAGUCGAUGCCUUACGGGAUGCUGCCAGUUCUGGAGAUAGACGGCAAGCCGAUAGCGCAAAGCAACGCCGUGGCUCGUUACCUGGCCCGUGAGCACAAUCUCGCGGGCAAGGACGAAUGGGAAUCGAUGUUGUGCGAUGUGCUGGUCGAUACCUUGGGAGACUUGAAACAAUUUAUCUUUCAAUAUCGCACAGAGGAGGAUCACUUUAAGAAGGAGGAGAAGAAGGCGAAGCUUCUGAAGGAAACAAUACCGUUCUACCUGAAUAAGUUCGAGCAAACUGUUGCUGAGAAUGGUGGUUACGCAGUCGGUUCUACGACCACGUGGGCGGACUUCGUAUUCACCGUGGCGUUGGAGAACUUUGAGAACAUUUUCGGCGCGACUGCUUUAGAGAAUUAUCCGGCGUUACGUGGCUUGAAAAAACGGGUACAUGAAAUUUCAGCGAUCGCCGACUGGCUAUCACGGCGACCUCAUUCCGAGUUUUGAAAUGUCGAUUCAACGACGGAAACCGGAAGGCAACAUCGACGGCAUCAAAAACAAGUACAUAUCUGACACUUGCAGCUCACUAUCCUGUAUCGCUGUAACGGCGAUCGAUAUUAAUCGCGGCGUAAUACACGAUGCGCUUUGUGUCCAU
Molecule: messenger RNA, 968 nt
Organism: Trachymyrmex cornetzi
Lineage: Eukaryota; Metazoa; Arthropoda; Insecta; Hymenoptera; Formicidae
Product: glutathione S-transferase
Exons: 5
Coding region: 197-820 (207 amino acids)
Biological process (GO): glutathione metabolic process
Molecular function (GO): glutathione transferase activity
Source: RefSeq, a predicted model, not a curated record